Molecule: messenger RNA, 768 nt
Organism: Selaginella moellendorffii
Lineage: Eukaryota; Viridiplantae; Streptophyta; Lycopodiopsida; Selaginellales; Selaginellaceae
Product: fatty-acid-binding protein 3, chloroplastic
Exons: 5
Coding region: 1-768 (255 amino acids)
Biological process (GO): fatty acid metabolic process
Cellular component (GO): chloroplast stroma
Molecular function (GO): intramolecular lyase activity; fatty acid binding
Source: RefSeq, a predicted model, not a curated record
AUGCUCAAGUUUAUGGUGGCUUCCUCCGUGCUGGCUGGAGCUGGAUUGCUCCUCCACGCGUCGCCGCCACCCAAAUCACCAUAUAGCUCAAGCACAGGUGGAGCGCCUUUAUCUUGUUCUUCUUCGUUUUCCAGGCGUCGCUACUACCGACCAUUCUUUGCAAGGCCUGCUUUUGCCGAGGAGCUCAAGUCUUCCUCGUCUUACCCAAGAUCGGCUACUGGAGUCAGGGAAAAGAAGAUUGCCUUUGUUGCUGUGAAAGCCUAUGCAGUGGGAUUUUAUGCGAACAAGGAACAGCUCCCAAACGACUGGGACAAGAACUUUUUGGUCGAAGGAGCAUUUGAGAAGGGCCUGGUGGUCAAGCUUGCGCGUGACGUCAGUGGUGCACUUUUCUCGUCAGCCUUGAAUGACGAACUCAAGCCUCGGCUAAAAUCAUCACCCGAGGGCGAGAAAAUCCUUUCCGAAUUUGGGAAGCUCUUCCAGAACCGGAAGCUGAAAAAAGAUGGCGAAACUCCUGCGACUCCAAACUCGACGUUUGUCUCUGGAUUCUUUGCAUCAAGACUCUUCGAUGUUUACUUGGGAGAGAAAUCAGUCUCACCGUCACUCAAGGCUUCCAUAGCUGAUCAUCUUCAUGAUGUGAUCCCUAAGUUUGAGACUAACGGUCUUUUGGAUACUGGAUUCACUAGAGCUCGAGAAAGAGUCCUCUUCAACAACAUUAGUGGAGUAGCUGUUGAGACUUUCGAGAGAUAUAAAGAGCUCUUGACACUGUAG